Molecule: messenger RNA, 5206 nt
Organism: Dentiscutata erythropus
Lineage: Eukaryota; Fungi; Glomeromycota; Glomeromycetes; Diversisporales; Gigasporaceae
Source: the annotation of a GenBank genome assembly
AUGGAUAAAGAUUUUUCCUGUAAUUAUUGCCAUCAGAAGGUGAUCGGAUGUAUAGAAAAAUUAUGCAGAACUAAUACACUUUCUAAUAAACCAUAUUUAUCAUGUGGGAACGAAGAUAUUGACAAAUUUAUUCAAGAUACAAAAUCUAACAAAAAACAUUGCGACGACUUUAUUGAAUGGAUACCCCAUUCUGAUAUUGAAAUCAAUAGUCCAAUUGUACACGUAGAAGGGGGUCAUGCGAAAAUAUUUAUUGGCAAAUGGAAGUUAUUAACACAUGAUGAUAAUAAAUUAGUAUAUGUUGAUGUUGUUCUUAAAGUUUUGAAGGAAUCUAAAAAUUUUGACCCCAAAUUUCUUAAUGAAUUCAAAAUACACCAUCAGUGUCUAGGAACGUGUGCUGUACCUUUCUAUGGUUUAACAACACGUCCAGAAAUGGAAGGGCCGGAUUCAUCGUUAUUGAUACAAGAAUAUGAAGAAUUGUAUGAAAUAAUUAUUAGGGAUCCAGUACAACCUCUUCGUGUUACGCCAAAUUAUACACCACAAAAAGCAUUUUGGGAUCCUUUCUCGGAAAGUGCAGAAAACAUUCCUUCGGAUGAAAAUACCGCUGAAAAUAAAAAUGAUAUCACUAACGUCAGUCAGUGCCAGUUCCCUAGCGGCGACUUUUACAUAAAGUUGGAAACUUCACCUCCACGCUCUCCAAGCUUGGUUGUUGAUAUUGAGAGAGGUUUUUUAGGAACUAAAGUUAUUGUCGCCCAACAAAAGAGCGACGCUGAGCAUGAUAGCUAUCAACUUUGGUGUUAUGAAGAUGGUUUUCUGGUUAAUAAACAAGCAGACUUAUGUCUGGAAGCUGAAACUGUAAAAGCAAGAGGCCGUCUCAUCCUUAAUCAUAGAAGAAGUACAGGCCAAACUACUAAUCAAAAGUGGAUCCUUACCAGCGAAAGGCGUAUUGCAUUGCAAAGUCAACCAAAAUUCGUACUUAGAGUUAAACGCAAAAAUAUUGUGCUUGCUGAUAGUACUUCGAAAAGCUUCAAGAAUAUUCAAUUCACUACACUGCCAUUCCAUCCUGGGGAGAAAUUCAUUGGUGUGGUUAAAUUAGAAUUGGUAAGCGCUGUAGGCUUAAAAAAUGUCGAUAGCUUCCUCGCUGGAGUAUCUGACCCUUAUGUUCGAAUACUUCACGCGGAUAAUAAUAAAGAUAUUAUCGCUCAAACUAAAGUCAUAGAUAACAACUUGAAUCCAGUGUGGAAUGAAGUUCACUAUCUACCUGUUAAAAUUAUUGGUGAAAAGUUCAUUUUGGAAGUGAUGGAUUUCAACACUGUUAUAAAACAUAAACCACUUGGAAAUUGCCAAUUGGAUACUUGUGAACUUAUCAAAGAAGGCACUCCAAAUGGUAUUGACGUUUGGUCAAACCUUUCCAUUCAAGGUCGAAUUCAUUACAAAGCGAAUUAUUUCCCUCUAGAACCUCUUCCAACACCAACUCCCGAUUUUCUUGCAAAUAUUAAGGAGAAACCCUUUGGUCAUUCGGAAUUUUGCGUUCUUGUCACACUACAAGCUCCAAAUGGUGGUAUUCCUCCUUCUGAUACAUUAGCCAAUCUAUUUGGUUUUGAAUUUCAGAAAGAUCUUUUAAACUUAUACAAAUCUCAAUGCGGCGAAGAGCGUAAUUUUAAGAUUAAUCCCACCGUAUGGACCACUAGCAUGGUCUUAUGGUUUUUACGUUUCUUAUUAAAGGAUUGUAAAAGUGAAUGGGAUAGUUUUUGUGAGCAUGCUGAACAUUACAUCAGUAAAGAAAUUAACGAUAUUGCAAUUGAACGCACCGUGAUUGCUAUCGCUAAAAGGGCUGUCCAUGAACGAUUUAAAAUACCUAUAGUUAUAGCCAAAAAACCUAAAGUUAAAAGCUUUUUCGGUAGUAUUUAUAAAAAGGCCGCUAAACUUAGCGAUCCAAUUGAAAAUGCACUUACAUUUGAUAAGAACAAACAUGAUGAGCAUGAGAAGGCUGAAGCUCUUAUUAUCGUUGGAGAAUCAGCCACUCCUGAAAAAUUCAAAGAAAUAGUCUCGGGUCAAAAAGACGAUGGUUCUAUUGAACUGAGCGAUUCAAUCUGUAAUGAAUUAGAUGCUCCUAAAGAAGAAAUCAUUACAACAAUUCAAAAGAAGAUUAAAAAUAGUAAACUUAAAUCACCCAAGCAUUCAUCAAGUCUUGGAACUGCAAUUAGCAUUUCAUACCUUAAGAAUGCUGCACCCCAGCAUGAAAGUUUAUGGAAAGAUAAAUAUGAUAAAGCCCGUGAAUAUCUGUCAAAAAAAAUAGGAGAUGCUAAUGCAGAAAAAGAACUUUUAGAUUUGGCGGAUAAUUAUGUAAUUGAAAAUAGCAUAAAGAAAGUGAUUAAAGAUAAAAAGAGAAAUGCAAUAUCUAAGGUGCGAAAAUCAACUACAUCAGAAAAGUGCAAUGAUGUAGUAUCUAAACAAAAGGAUGACGGUUCUUUUGAAAUUAGUGAGACGGUUUGCGAAGAAAUAGAUGUUUCUAUUGUAGACGUAGUACCUACAGCAAAGAAAUAUACACAAAAUAAGAAACUCAGGUCACCCCAAUCAGAGCCGUGGUGGAAAACAGCACUUAUUCUUAGUUAUCUUAAAAUCGCUGCACCACAUCACAAGAAACUAUGGGAAGAUAAAUGCAAUAAAGCUCGCAAAUAUCUUUCUAAACAAAUUGGUGAUGCUGCAGCAGAAAAGGAAUUAUUAGACUGCACCGACAUGUAUGUCGUUGAUAAUGUCACUAAAAAGGUUGAAAAAGAUCAUAAAAAAGACGCUGCAAUUAUUAUCGUUCAGGAAGCAGCUUCUCCUGAGAAACACCAAGAAAUUGUGUCUAAACAAAACGAUGAUGGUAGUAUUGAGUUAGAUGAUUCAGUAUGUAAAGAAUUAGUCGUUCCCAAAGAAGAUAUUAUCGCCACCAUUCAAAAGAACAUUACUAAUAGAAAACUUCGAGUACCUCAACUCCCUUCAUUACUUUCAACUGCUGUUAACCUUUCAUAUCUGAAAAAUGCUGCAUCUCAAUAUGAAGGUAAAUGGGGAGAUAAAUACAAUAAGGCUCGUAAAUAUCUUUCAAAACAAAUUGGAGAUAAAAAUGCUGAAGAGGAAUUAAUAAAAUGUGCCGAUGAGUACGUAGUUGAUAAAUUAACAGACAAAGUAAUUGAGGAAAAGAAACAAGAUGUAAUUGAUCUUAAGAAAGCCCACGAAUAUCUUUCUAACCAAAUUCGAGAUACUACAGCAGAAAAAGAAAUAUUAGAUUGUACUGAUAAAGACGUUGUUGAUAAUGCUACCGAAAAGUUUGAAAAAGAUCAUAAAAAAGACGUUGCAAUUACAAUCGUUCAGGAAUCAGCUUCUCCUGAGAAAUGUGAAGAAAUUGUAUCUAAACAAAAAGAUGAUGGUAGCAUUAAAUUAGAUGAUUCGAUAUGCAAUGAAUUAGACACUUCCAAAGAAGAAAUUAUUAUUACAAUUCAAAAGAAAGUUAAAGAUAGUAAACUUAAAUCACCCGAAUAUUCAUUAAGUCUUGCAACUGCAAUUAAUAUUUCGUACCUUAAAAAUGUUGCAUCCCAUCACGAAGGUUUAUGGAAGGACAAAUAUAAUAAAGCCCGCGAAUACCUUUCUAGGCAAAUUGGAGAUAAAAAUGCUGAAGAGGACUUAAUAAAAUGUGCCGAUGAAUACAUAAUUGAUAAAGUAAUAAACAAAGUAAUUGAAGAAAAGAAAUGGGAUGUAAUUGAUCUUAAGAAAGAUGAAAUACCCAAGUCUGAAAAACCUAAAGAUUUUUUCGAGGUGGCUCGAAAACUUGGUGAUCAAGUUGAACGUGCCCUUACAUUCAAUAAAGACAAACUUGAUGAUCAUGAGAAAGCGGAAGCUCUCAUUAUUGUUGAAGAAGCAGUCACUCCCGAAAAAUGUAAAGAAAUCAUCUCGAACCAAAAAGAUGAUGGUUCUAUUGAAUUGGGUGAUUCAGUUUGUAAUGAACUAGAUACUCCAAAAGAAGAAAUUAUUACAACAAUUCAAAAGAAUAUUAAAAAUGAUAAACUUAAAUCACCCGAGCAUUCAUUAAGUCUUGCGACUGCAAUUAAUCUUGCAUACCUUAAUAAAGCUGUACCCCAUCACGAAGGUUUAUGGAGAGAUAAAUAUAAUAAAGCCCGUGAAUAUCUAUCAAAACAAAUAGGAGAUAAAAAUGCUGAAGAGGAAUUAAUAAAAUGCGUCGAUGAUUAUGUAAUUGAGAAUGCCAUAAAGAAAGUGAUUAAAGAUAAAAAGAGACAUGCAGUAGUUACUGUGCAAAAUUCAACUACACCAGAAAAAUGCAGCGAUGCAGUUUCUAAACAAAAUGAUGACGGAUCUUUUGAAAUUAGUGAGACGAUUUGUGAAGAUAUAGACGUUCCCAUUACGGAGGUCGUAACUACAGCAAAGAAAGAUACACAAAAUGAGAAACUUAAAUCACCCGAAUCAGAGCUGUGGUGGAAAACAGCACUUACUCUUAGUUACCUUAAAUUCGCUGCACCAAAUCACGAAAAUCUGUGGAAAGAUAAAUACGAUAAAGCUCGCGAUUAUCUUUCUAAACAAAUUGGAAAUCCUGCAGCAGAAAAAGAACUAUUAGAGUGCACUGAUAAAUACGUCGUUGACAAUGUCACUAAGAAGGUUGAGAAAAAUCAUAAGAAAGCCGCUGCACUUCCUCUUGUUCAAGAUGCAGCUUCUCCCGAGAAAUGUGAAGAAAUUGAAUUGGAUGAUUCAGUAUGUAAAGAAUUAGAUGCUCAUAAAGAAGAUAAUAUUAUUAUAGUCACAAAGAAAAAAUAUCAAUUACAUAAGGUUUCAAACACUCUUGUAACCGCUAUUAGCCCCUCAGAUCUGAAAAAUGCAGCGUCUCAAUAUGAAGAUGGAUGGGGAUAUACGUAUAAUAAAACUCGUGAAUAUUUUUCUAAAAAAAUUAGAAAUGAGGAUACUGAAAAAGUAUUAUUAGAGUGUGCUGAUAAAGAUGUGGUUGAUAAUGUUACUAAAAAGAUUGUUCAGGAAGUAGCUUCUCCAGGGAAAUGUAAUAACAGUGUACCUAAACAGAAAGAUGAUGAUAGUAUUGAAUUAGAUGAUUCGUUCUCAUCAAGUUCCGAGGAAGAGGAAGAACCUGAAAAGCAAAUUGAGUAUGAAAAAGUGAAUAAGGAUAAAAGAUAUGUAACUCAAAAAUACACCUUUACACCUGAAG